AUGGCACUCUUUUCUUCCCUCACCCCAGUCUUUAUAGCCAUUAUAUGUGUUUUGAUUGGGGUAAUAAUAAAGAAAACUAAUGGAGAGAAGGAAAAACGUGACAUUAAAAGCAAGCUUACAUCUCGUCCGUGGGUGGAUGAAGAUUUAAAAGAUGGUACUGACCAUACCUUAGACGAAGAAGAUGUUGACGAAGAGUGUCAAGGACUUGAAGAAAAUGUUGCCCAUGUCCCCUUUACUGCGGAGCGCUACUCUGAGGCUGAAAUGAUUAAAAGGUCACAGACAUUUUAUGAGCUUCUAAAUAAGAGGCGAUCUGUCAGGUUUCUUAGUGAUGAGCCGGUCCCCAGGGAGGUUAUCGAUAAUGUCAUCAGAACAGCAGGUACUUCACCUAGUGGAGCACACACUGAGCCCUGGACCUUUGUGGUAGUGCAAGAUCCAUAUUUAAAACGUAAGAUUCGUGAAAUUGUAGAAGAAGAAGAGGAAAUCAACUACAAAAAAAGGAUGGGAGACAGAUGGGUUAAUGACCUGAAAAGAUUCAGAACAAACUGGAUCAAAGAGUACUUGGACACUGCUCCAUAUCUGAUCCUCAUUUUCAAGCAGGUAUAUGGGCGGCUUCCAAAUGGCAAGAAGAAGACGCAUUACUAUAAUGAAAUCAGUGUUUCUAUUGCCUGUGGGAUCCUGCUUGCUGCACUGCAGAAUGCAGGUCUGUACACGGUGACCUCCACACCCCUCAACUGUGGCCCCCAGCUCCGGGUGCUGCUCCAGCGCCCAGCAAAUGAGAAGCUACUCUUGUUGCUCCCUGUUGGCUAUCCCAAGAAAGAUGCUACUGUGCCUGCGCUGACCAGAAAGCCACUGGAAGACAUCAUGGUGGUCAUGUGAGCCCAGUGCCAGGAGGAAGGAGUGCAUCCCUGCUGACAGCUAGGAAGCAGCAGCCUGAUGAAGUUGUCAUUGCUGUUUCUUUGCAUCAUCCCCCUAUGUCACUGUUGCUCUCUGGCAGUUUACAUCUGUAUUUCUUUUAGUGCUACUAACAGCAGUGAGCAAUCAAGCGCUGUGCAUUUGACAGGUGCUGUUACUUAUGAAACCAGGCAGUUGUUCCAGGGGACAAUGGCAUUUAAAUGACCUUCAUCACUUGAUUUUUCUCAUGCACUGGGGGGACAAAUCUUUCCUUGAACUGGAAUAUAUAUUCUUCUUAUACUUUUCUGAUUGCCAUUACACAGUUAUUUUAAGAAUUUUAAUGAAGGUUGUAUUAAAAGAUAUAAAGCGGUCA
Pipra filicauda (Wire-tailed manakin) is the source of this 1264-nucleotide messenger RNA. It is a transcript of the gene IYD, whose product is annotated as iodotyrosine deiodinase. The transcript has 5 exons. Lineage: Eukaryota; Metazoa; Chordata; Aves; Passeriformes; Pipridae. The record is from RefSeq and is a predicted model, not a curated record. Bases 1 to 876 code for a protein of 291 amino acids. Gene Ontology annotation, molecular function: oxidoreductase activity.